Harmonia axyridis is the source of this 4887-nucleotide messenger RNA. RefSeq names its product CUE domain-containing protein 2-A. The record is from RefSeq and is a predicted model, not a curated record. Gene Ontology annotation, molecular function: ubiquitin binding. The coding region runs from base 276 to 1136 and encodes 286 amino acids. Lineage: Eukaryota; Metazoa; Arthropoda; Insecta; Coleoptera; Coccinellidae. The transcript has 5 exons.
CGCCGUAUCAUCCCAUCCCUAUGAAUUUAUCUGUCAUCUAUCUAUCCAAUGUUGCCAGUAAUCCGAAUAUCUACAUUUAAAAUUCUUAUAAGAUUCUGAAACAUGGCAUUGUUGGUUAUUGAUUGAAAAAUAUAAACAAUGUUAGUGGAAAUCAUUGGCUCCUCUAGUUUGCGAUUUUAAAUUUUAAUAUACCAUACUGUAUGAUAUAAUUAAUAGUUCGGCGAAAACAUAAAAAAGGACAAAAAACUGCUGCAUUAUACUAGGACAGAGACACUAUGUCGAAACAAUUGAUCGCUGGACAAGAAAAAAGAAUUAAAGAGUCAUUGUUAAAUUUUGUGAAAACACACAUCCCUAAUGCAGACCUGAAUCUUAUUGAUGAUAUAAUUCUAAGUUAUGCAGUUGCUAUUCUUGAAGAUAUUGGUGAUGACCCAAAUUUUGAUGUUGAAGAAUUUUGCGAAAUGAUGUCUGCUUACUUCCCAGAAUUUGAAUCUAUCAACCACUCAACCGUGUAUGAAUGGAUGUUUGAACUUGAAGCACAAUUAAGGAAUAAUCACUCAGAAGAAAAGAAUACUCUUAUAGACCUAUCUUUUCCAGAGAUAGUGUUGAAACCAAAGAUAAGGACGUCAAGUGUAUCAGAGGUUUCAGAUGUGCCAAAGAGAGUUCAUAAGCUUUCAGAAGUAAGCGACGGAAGUUCUGUGGAUAGUUCCUGUUGUGAUUUCGCUGACGAAGUAGAUGUUCUCCAAGAGAUGUUUCCAGAUGUUUGUUCUAUAGAAGUGAAACAUUGCUUAACUAUUGCCUGCGGGGAUUUAGAGAGAGCAACUCAAAUCCUCAUUGAUCGGCAAGAAAGUGGCCAGUGUCUUUCUCCAAAUAAUUCCCUUACUUUGCACAUCAGCAAAUCCACCAUCAAUGACACGGAACUCAAGAACAGGAUUAUAGAACGCUAUUCGUAUAUUGAUAAAGAUGCUUUCACUAAAGAGCAUCGCCCUGUGGCCCCUAAAGUAGAACCCAAAAAACUUAUACGUUACAGAGACAACAAAAUCGUGAGUCUUAAAGGAGAGAGAUUCACUGAAGUUAAGAAAGGCGAGGACGUUGAUGAUGUAUCCUUAAAGAAGAAUAAAAAAGGACAAGUCCCGUAACGUACUGUUGCUUUGAGUAUCAGUUUAACACAUUGUCUGAUUUUAUUUAUUCAUUUGACUGAUUUUUUUAUAUAUUUUAUAUUAUGUAUUAUUGUUAUUUUUUUAAAUUCAUUUCUGUUUUAUUCUAAAGGCGUGAAUAUUUCAAACAGUAUUUCUUGUAUAUUUUCUAGUUACGUUUUUACUUUUUCCGUAUUCGAUUUUAUUGUCUUUGUCUUCAAACAUUUAUUUUUCUUCAUUUUCAUCUCAUAUUAUAUAAAUAUUUUUUUUAGUCUUUUAUCGUUUUCUACUCAAAUAAAUUACUCCAUACCAUUUCUCGAAAUGUUAUUUUGGCGCAAUCUCGAAUCUUGUGCAUCGAAUGUUUAUCGUUGUUCGGGGACCGAAGGAUUAAACAAUGUAUUUUCUUCUAGCUAUAUUAUAUUGUGUCAGAAGUGUUUCACAUUUUAUAGAUUAGAAUUUCAUGUUGUUUCAUUAUGUCUUAAGGUUAAUAGUGUGUGUAAUAUGUUAUCGAUAAAUAUUUAUCAAUUGUAUGGCACCUCGAACUAGCUAUAAGGAGCAAGUGUAUGGUCAGAUUUCAUCGAGUUAUAGGAAAAAGAUUCAGUACUGAUGAAAACGUACAGAGUUAGAGUUUUUUUACGCAAUAAAUAGCAAAUACUGUUCAUUAUUAAUUUUGACUGAGUACAUAGAAUACAGAAGUAGAAUUCCAUAAUUAAUUCGAAAUUGUGUAGACAAAAUACAAUGGCAAUUCAAUGGUCCCUGUCAUAUUCACCGGCGGAGCAUGAUAACUUUGCCGUAGAUCGGUUGGGUUUAUGUCUCGAGCAGUGCCGAGAAUCGCGAAGCGAGCGGCCCCAUAUCUCGAGAUAGCAAAAAGUCGCCACACCGCUUUCAAGAUAUAUUGUCUUAUUUAACGACUCUAUAACUGAGUUUUCUGCACUCAUACUAUUUUUUCAUUCACUUUGAACAAAUUAAGAAUAAGGACUCUUUAUGAAAUCCUAGAUAAAACUGAAGGUAUUUAAUGGAUACGGUCCUCACUUGAUGGAAAUUUAUUAUAAAUAAAAUAAAACAAAAUAUAUUUGUGGAAAUGACUUUGUUUUAUUCUAUUUAGAACUCAUGGUAUCUUAAAAUUGAAUGCAAUUGUCUAGUUAUUUGCUUGAUUAUCCAUUAAGUAGGAUUAACUACCAUAUUUCAUACAAGUUCAAAGUUCCUUCUUCAAAUACACUCUUAUGAAAAAUUACUCUGAUGGUGAAAAGUUGUUGAAAUAUGAAUUUAAAUAAUUCCCUUCACAAAUUUGUCACAAUAAGCUUCCCGAUAUAGUGAGAGAAUUACAAUUUCAGAAGAACUGAACCUAAUCAAAUUGCUCUAUGCAGUCGACACCAUACAACUUGCUCCAUUUCCUUCACAACCUUUUAGUAUUAUUAACGAUAAGUGUAAGACUAGUCAAAAAAUGACCAUAAUGGUAUUUGAAAACUUUCAGAGAUACGUGUUAUUAACGUACCAUCUAUUCUUUCUGUGAUUUCCUCAUUUUAGAUUUAUAGAAGGUUUUGCGUGUAAUUUGAUAUUUUAUUGAAUAUGUUUUGUUUCGAUCUAUUGAAGCUGAAAUAUUGUUUGAACAUUACAUUAAGAGGGUGGGUUCAAGAGAAGACUAACUUUGUUUUUAAUGCUAAAAUUCCGCGAAUUGACUUAACCUUUCCAGUCCAAAUUAUCAAUUAUAAAAAAAAAAAAAAAUUAUACACUAAAAGAAAUUCAGAUACACUCCAUAAACACAAAUAUAUGAGAAAUGGAUGUUAAAAAGUGUCCUGAUCUUUGCAGGACUCAUGAUACCAUAUGGCAUCAUUGGGAGUUACCCAAACAUCGACAGAAUUUUUAUAAUUCUUCAUUUCAACAGAAUAAAUAUUUAUUUGAUCUUACUAUAUAAUAUUUUAUAUCGAAUGAAAAGAUAAAAACAAAUUCUGCCUUUUGUUGGGCAUAGAGCAAUAUUGCAUUCCAUCCAUAGAAUAUGCUGUGACACAAAAUUUGCAAUGCUGCUUUUGUUCAUUGAUUUCUAGUGCCUAGGUCAUAUUUAUCAUAUUUUACACCCUCAUUGGGCUUUGAUGCAUAGGUAAAGGUGAAUUUGAUGUAGAGGAAGGUCUCUCCCUUACUCGCUGGAUGUUAUUUUUCUGUCUUGAGGAGACCAUCAGCUCUCUGCGAUCAGAAGACUAUUAGUGACAUGUUUUAUCAUUUUUCUGGAUCAUGUGCCAUUUGUACAAUAUCCAAGAGUUAACAUGUCUACUAUAUUGAAAAAAAAUUCGGAGAUAGAAAUGCUUGACAGUAAAAUUUAUUGGGUUAAGUUCCACUAACAUAUCAUGUUGGUCCGCACACCUAUGUUAGUGCUGUAGUCUUUGAAAACAACUUGGCGGAUUACAUCUAUCAAAAGAAUGGGAGUGGUAGGGAUAUAUUGUGCUCUCAAUUUUUAUGAAUAAAAAUGAUUAUUAAUAUAAACUGCAAGUUAUUAGAUGCAAAAGUGCAUAAACAUAAAUAUAUAACUCAAUACUUGAAAUGUUUGAUGUCUAUAGAAAUAUAAAUAAGCAACAAGGUGUUUAGUGGCAUCUUGUGAUUAAUGGGAGCGCUUAUUGCUGAUAAUACCAUAUAGCAUCACGUGGCUGGAAAGGGUUAAGUCUAAUGCCUGCCUUCUUCAAAACUUAUAUAUUCCACUAACGGUUAGUUUAUUUCUUUGGAAUUUGUGGUCUAAAUACAUUACAUAAUACAUGUAUAUAACUUAACUGAGUAUACAAGGAAACAUCUGCAGUUAGUAUGUAUCAAGUGUAUGUGAGAAAUACAGAAUUUUGAAGUUUCUUCGUCAUUCAUUGCAUAACAUAUGACUUGUACAGGUAUUAAGAAUUUGUGUUGGGAGGGACUAUAUAAGAGUGAAAUGUCCAGAGACAUUUCUGGUCGCUCUUAACCAUUCUGAUGUUGUGAAAGAUAUUUGGGUCACAUCUUCUUUAGUCUAUAUAUUCAUGCAUAGUUCUGAUCUGAUUAAUAGACUUCUAACCCUGUAUUACCCUAGUACUUUUUCGUGUCCAUAUUUCUGACAGAUGUCCGGGAUGAUCGAUCUGCCCUUAGACAUUUCAGGGAGAAAAACUCAAUGAAUAGAGCAAAAGAUAGGUACUCAGAACAAUUGACAUAUGACUCUUCAUACAUGAAAAUUGUCAUCAAAUAGAUAAUAAAAAGGUCUAGUGUGAUACGGGGUUAACAAAACGUGGUAUCUAACUAGUCAUGAAUGUUUCUGCAUGACUUUUCUGAGAGAAUGGAAUCAUUUCUAUACUGACAACAUAUUAUUUCAGCUUUAAAUAAGAUUUAUUUAGUAUUAUUUUAAUUAAUAAUUUAAAUUGCCAAGAAAACUGAUUAUAAUCAAUUAAAUUCCAAAGUAGUCCAUUUUAUACUAAUGUGCAUGUUUCGCCAUUUUUAGUCGUAUGUAAUACAAUAUCGUAUUUCAUGUGAUUAUCUCCAAAUAGUUAUUUCAAUCUUACUCAUCUGUAUUAUUUGAUUUCCUGAAAUUAUUUGUAAUUCAUCUGUGUCUGUAGAUUGUUAAAACUGUUCAAAACAUUAUAUGUUAAUCCAAAAGGACCUAUUAUUACUGCACAACGGUUAUUGAAUUUCAUGUUUGGAAUUGAAUUGCAUGCAGAAAAUAUGUAAUAUUUUUAUCCCAUUGAACUUUGUUGAGUUCGAUCUUAAAAAGUUGUAAUUUAAGUUCAAAUAAAAAAAUAAUACAAGUCUG